Molecule: messenger RNA, 903 nt
Organism: Loa loa (African eye worm)
Lineage: Eukaryota; Metazoa; Nematoda; Chromadorea; Rhabditida; Onchocercidae
Product: nicotinic acetylcholine receptor subunit alpha 2
Exons: 7
Biological process (GO): regulation of membrane potential; nervous system process; signal transduction
Cellular component (GO): postsynaptic membrane; synapse; neuron projection
Molecular function (GO): transmembrane signaling receptor activity; acetylcholine-gated monoatomic cation-selective channel activity
Source: RefSeq, a predicted model, not a curated record
AUGAUUAAAUUAUUAUUAUCGUUUCUAAUAUUACUUAUACCUGUAUUAUAUGGUAAUGAAGAUGCAAAACGAUUAUAUGAUGAUUUAUUGGUAAAUUACAAUAAACAUCGUCGACCAGCACCAGAACCAAAUAAACCGAUUAAUAUCAAGCUUAAAUUACGACUUUCACAAAUUAUUGAUGUUCAUGAAAUUGAUCAAAUUAUGACGUGUAGUGUUUGGUUAAAACAAGUAUGGAUCGAUAAAAAAUUAUCAUGGAAUCCAGAAAUUUAUGGUGGAGUUAGCGUACUUUAUGUACCAUAUGAAAUGAUUUGGGUACCUGAUAUUGUUUUAUAUAAUAAUGCUGAUAGUAGUUAUAAUAUAACAAUUAGUACAAAGGCAACUUUACGAUAUGAUGGUCAAGUAACCUGGGAACCACCGGCUAUUUUUAAAACAUUAUGUCAAAUUGAUGUCCGAUGGUUUCCAUUUGAUGAACAACAAUGUUUUUUUAAGUUUGGUUCAUGGACAUACUCUGAGAAUUUAUUAAAUUUGGAACUUUUGGAUGGUGAAGAACGCUAUGAAAUGGAAAUGAAUGAAAAUGGUGAAUUGGAUAAUAUUACAAUUAUUGAAAAAGGAAUUGAUCUUUCCGAUUACUAUCCAUCAGUGGAAUGGGAUAUAAUGUCAAGAGUUGCAAAACGACGUAAGAAAAAUUAUCCAACAUGUUGCGCAGAUGAAAAAUACAUUGAUAUUAUGUUUUACUUGGAAUUACGUCGUAAACCGUUAUUUUAUACAGUAAAUUUGGUAUUUCCAUGUAUUGGUAUAUCAUUUCUAACAAUUGUCGCCUUUUAUUUACCAUCACGAAGUGGUGAAAAAAUUACAUUAUGCAUUUUAACAUUGGUCGCAUUAACUGUUUUCUAUCUGUUAUUG